This is a messenger RNA of Emericellopsis cladophorae, 429 nucleotides long. RefSeq names its product low molecular weight phosphotyrosine protein phosphatase. Gene Ontology annotation, biological process: protein dephosphorylation. The coding region runs from base 1 to 429 and encodes 142 amino acids. NCBI's taxonomy places the organism in Eukaryota, Fungi, Ascomycota, Sordariomycetes, Hypocreales, Bionectriaceae. The record is from RefSeq and is a predicted model, not a curated record. Gene Ontology annotation, cellular component: cytoplasm. The transcript has 3 exons. Gene Ontology annotation, molecular function: non-membrane spanning protein tyrosine phosphatase activity; acid phosphatase activity.
AUGGCAGAGGGCAUCUUCCGGCACACCGUCAAAGACCCGCAGUACCAAGGGCGCAUAGGGAAAAUCGACUCUUGUGGCACAGGCGCUUACCACGCUGGUGAUGACCCUGACGAGAGGACGAUGGCCACGCUGGAACAGAAUGGCAUCACAGACUACCGGCAUGCUGCUCGCAAAUUCAAGAACUCGGAUCUUCAGGAGUUUGACUAUGUAUUCGCCAUGGACCGUUCAAACUUGUCGGACUUGCGGCGUAAAACAUCAAGUGGCGACAGAGCCAAAGUCAUGCUCUUUGGAGAGUAUUCUGGCACGGGCAAGGCGGAGAUUGUCAACGACCCGUACUAUGGCGGCGAUCAGGGAUUCAAGACGGCUUUUGAGCAAUGCAGCCGGUUCGCGCGCAACUUCCUGGACGAAGUGGUGGCGACGGAGAAUUAG